Messenger RNA from Racocetra persica, 1085 nucleotides. The record is from the annotation of a GenBank genome assembly. Lineage: Eukaryota; Fungi; Glomeromycota; Glomeromycetes; Diversisporales; Gigasporaceae.
AUGUCAAUACAAGAAGAAUACCCCUUUAUUUUGAGACAAUAUCGCAAAAUCUUUAUUUCACAAAUAGACUAUGAUUUUAUAAUUACAGUACUUCGUGAACCUGCUAAUAUGAGUUUGGGAACUGCAAAAGAUCGAUACUGGAUUAAGAAUUCUUUUCAGUUGCAGGAACAACAAUACGAUUACAUUCCUCAAUCAUUUGUUAAGGAAUUUUGUGGUGCCUGUAAAACAUGUGCUACACAUCGAUUUUUUCCUAAUUCACUUGCUGCAAAACUGAUUAUAGCAUCAAGUUUUCUUUCUCGUAUGCAAGUUGAUUUAGUUGGAUUGACGUUCCAACCUGUUGGGGAAUACAAAUAUAUUUGUCACGUUCGUGACCACUUUACCAGGUUUUCCUGGGCCCGGAGCCUUACAAGUAAAAGUGCUUCUGAAGUGGCUGUAUUUCUUUAUGAUAUUUUUAUUGUAUUUGGGGCCCCAACUAUCUUGCAAUUGGAUAACGGCAAAGAGUUCACUGCAGAUUUAAUUGCAGAAUUGUUAUCUCUUUGGCCUGGAGUGCAUAUUAUUAAUGGACGUUCAAGACAUCCAGAAUCACAAGGAAUGGUUAAAAGGGCGAAUGGAAUUUUGCAAACCAAGCUUGGAAAAUGGAUGGAGGAUAAUAAAACUAAUAAUUGGACCGAAGGGUUACCAUUAAUUAUACAUGCGAUGAAUACACAAACAGUCCAUGCAACUGGAAAAUCACCAUAUUCACUUGUAUUUGGACAGGAUCCAAUUAAAAAUUUUUCAAUACUUGAAGAUUUGUAUCAACAGAAUGUUAUAAAUGAGGAAGAAUUACCUGCCGAUUUUUUUGAAAAAUCAGAUGAUAAUAAUCAGUUUGUAUUGGAUCAAUUUGAUUUUUUAACAUCAGAAUCAUCAGCUUUAAAUCAAGAAUCUUUAGCUUUAAAUCAACCUAAAUCGUCAGCUUUAAAUCAACCAGAAUCAUCAGUUCAUCCAAUUUUAGAUCGAUCUGGUUCGUUAUCUAAUCAAGAAUUUUCAGCUCCAAUAUUAAAUCAAGAAUUCUCAACUUCACACAAACCUGAAUCAGAUAAAUCUAG